CAUUUUAGUUGCACAUCAUAUCUGGCAUGCGAGAAUUUAUUUAUUUUUUGUUUGUUUUUUGUUUUGUUUUUUGUUCACGUUCUAUAUUUGAACGACAUUUAAUACCGGAAGGUCCAUACGCGAACACAACUGUUACGUAUUCUGUCAACAUCAUGGCGUUACUGUCAAUAGGGCAAAUCUAACGGGAACUGUUGAGUUUAUUUUCUUAGGCUCUUUAGUUGUUAGAGGCCGUUUCGAGCCUGGUCGUUAAAAUGUUCAGUUUCACUAAAGUUAAACUAGCUGUAAUAGGGAUAGGACGGCAGUGCGUUGCGGUACGGGCUUUUAAUGGAGCGCGAGCGGUGUGCAGUGGAUUCGCGUCCUCGCGCGAUCAGGAAUCCAUUACAUCUGACAGUGAGCUCUAUGACAUUAUAAUAUCCGGCGGGGGAAUGGUGGGCACCGCGAUGGCAUGUUCGCUGGGACUUGAUCCAAAUUUGACAGGGAAGAAGAUUCUUUUGCUGGAAGCUGGUCACAAAAAAGAGAUGGACAGGGUACCAGAGACCUACAGUACAAGGGUCAGCUCCAUCAGCCCAGGCUCAGCAACACUUCUUAGUGGUCUUGGUGCGUGGGACCAUAUUGUCAAUAUGAGGUGCAGGCCGUAUAAUAAAAUGCAGGUUUGGGAUGCUUGUUCAGAUGCCCUGAUUACGUUUGAUAUGGAGAAUCUGCAGGAUGAGAUGGCAUACAUCAUUGAGAACGACGUCAUUGUGGCCUCACUCACAAAACAGCUGCAGACCCUCUCUGACCAUGUUGAAGUGCAGUACCGAACAAAAGUGGUGAAAUACACCUGGCCCAGGCCGUACCACAUUGCUGAGUCCAUCCCUUGGGUUCAAGUAGCACUGGCUAAUGGAAAGACUCUCCACACCAAACUUUUAAUUGGUGCUGAUGGGCCGAACUCAAUGGUGCGGAUAGAGUCUGGCAUCCCCACUGUCAAAUGGAAUUACGACCAAUCGGCUGUUGUCGCCGUUUUGCAUUUAUCUGAGCCCACAGAAAAUAACGUGGCCUGGCAGAGGUUCCUCCCGACUGGACCCAUUGCAAUGCUUCCUUUGUCUGACACGGAGAGCUCACUGGUCUGGUCCACCAGUCAUGAGCAUGCUGAAGAACUUCUACAGCUGGAUGAGGAGAGCUUUGUGGAUGCCAUUAACACUGCAUUUUGGAGUAAUGAGAACCAUUCUGAGCUGGUGGAGACUGCUGGCUCUUUGUUCCAGACUGCCCUGUCUGUCCUCAUGCCCGACAGUGGCUUCGCACGCCAGCUUCCACCUAGCGUGUCAGGAAUUGGCCCAAAAAGCCGGGUCAUGUUCCCACUGGGUAUGGGUCAUGCCACAGAGUACAUCCGCCACAGAGUUGCCCUCAUUGGAGAUGCUGCACACAGAGUCCAUCCAUUAGCAGGCCAAGGUGCCAAUCUAGGCUUUGGCGAUGUGGCCUGUCUCACGCAAGUUCUUAGCCAAGCAGCAUUUAAUGGGAAAGACCUUGGAGCCAUGCAGCACCUGUUGGAGUACGAGACUGAACGCCAACGGCACAAUCUUCCAAUGAUGGCAGCCAUUGACCUCAUGAAGAGGCUCUACUCAACUAAUGUUGCACCUGUGGUUCUGCUUCGGACCCUCGGCCUUCAAGCUACCAAUGCACUAACACCUCUUAAAGAGCAGAUCAUGGCCUAUGCCAGCAAGUGAAGACUAGCUGCACACUGGAUGUUUGCAGGAUCUCUAAAAAAUUAUGUCAACUUUAUUCAUGUAAUGUAAAAGUAUAAAUUAAUAAAUCAUUUUUUUUUUCCUGUUUUCAUCGGCGAUCUUUUUAUGCCUUUUUUUCCAAAUACCCAUGACCCAUAUGAAAAAGUUAUACAAAAUCUAAUUACAAGUUAUAUCAGCCUACCUUCUUUGAUUUGUAUGUUCUGAGUCUGCCCUGUGUCUUAUAUAUACUUAUUGUUGGCUUUAUUCUAUGAAAGUGGCCCAUUUCAUGGCAUGCAACUUGUAAAAGAAAAAUACAGACCUGCAUGAUUCAUAUGUAACUAUUAUAAGAAACCAGCAGAGAUUUUCUUUGCGAAGUGGUUGUCCAAACAUAUGACUUUUCUAUGAAUUUUGUAUGUUUAUCACCAAAUACAUUUUCAGGUAGAACAUUGUAUCUUAUCAUUUUUACGUAUGAGUAGUCUAUCUUCACCACUGUUAAUGUAAGAACUGAGACCUCAGUUGAUAUAUCCUGUUUUACACUGAUUUAACCUAGAAUAAAUUUUUCAGAAGUACAAAAUUUGGCAUAUUCAAGAAUAUUAUUGUCCACUGGUAUGUUUGUUUAUUUUAAAGCUGGAUUAUCAAAUCUUCAAGAAAAAAAAACUAUCACUUUUAAUGUGGUGUAUUUAUGAAUUAAACCUGUCAGAAUUUAAAAGUAGCCUAAUUUAUACAGAAAUGUGUGAAUAAAAUAUUUAUGGUGGAGAAUUACCUAAAUUUA
Messenger RNA from Myxocyprinus asiaticus (Chinese sucker), 2472 nucleotides. RefSeq names its product ubiquinone biosynthesis monooxygenase COQ6, mitochondrial-like. Lineage: Eukaryota; Metazoa; Chordata; Actinopteri; Cypriniformes; Catostomidae. Gene Ontology annotation, cellular component: mitochondrion. The coding region runs from base 252 to 1703 and encodes 483 amino acids. The transcript is spliced from 12 exons. Gene Ontology annotation, molecular function: 2-octaprenyl-6-methoxyphenol hydroxylase activity; FAD binding; oxidoreductase activity, acting on paired donors, with incorporation or reduction of molecular oxygen, NAD(P)H as one donor, and incorporation of one atom of oxygen. The record is from RefSeq and is a predicted model, not a curated record. Gene Ontology annotation, biological process: ubiquinone biosynthetic process.